Molecule: messenger RNA, 8783 nt
Organism: Xyrichtys novacula (pearly razorfish)
Lineage: Eukaryota; Metazoa; Chordata; Actinopteri; Labriformes; Labridae
Source: the annotation of a GenBank genome assembly
CUCAAUAUUCUGCCUUGACGUUAAAUUGUAUUUACAUCUUUUUUUUUUUUUUUUUUUUAUACCCCCGCCGUGUCCCCAAUGGUUCCCUCCGGUGAUGGCAGCAGCAUGGUGAAGAAGGAUUCAACGUGGAAAAACAAUAACAACGUCUAACUUCUUUGUAUGUACGGUUAUAUGUUUCAACAGCCACCCUGAGCUGGAGGUUUGCUGACCUUUUAAUCGGAUAAGUUGAGGAAAACCGACCAAGAUCGUGUGUCAAGAUGGUGAGCCAACAAUUUUAACGUAUGCUAACCUUGUGAGCUAACAUGGGCUAACUUCAGUGCAGUCUUUUCACCAGUUUCUCUCUGUAUUUAUGGAAAUCAUGAACAUAUCUUUAUGUCAGUUUCAAUCAAAGUUAUAUGAUUAUUGUAAUUAACUCAAAGGUAUAGUUAAAAGUGAUUUUUGUCCCUUACUCUCCUCCAUUUUCACCUCUUGGAUCUGCUUUUUACUUCACAGCAGUUACAGUGGUACUUCACUCUAUGGCAAGGAUAAUUAAAGAUAAUGUAUUAGUGUAAUAAUCUUAUGAAUACAACGGAGUAUAAGGGCCACAUUAAGAAAUACAAACACAUUUUUAAAACUUUGAGAUUACUUAUGAGACUAAAGUCAUUAUUCAUGAGAAUAAAGUAAUUACUAACGAGAAUAAAGUUAUUAUUAUUUUAUGUAAAGUUACCUGUUGUGGAGGAGAGUUGUUAAAAUGAGGGCUGUGGGACAUCUAGAUGAAUUGUACUUCAAUAUAGGUUUCACAAACAAGGAGAUACUUAAUCCUUUGGUACAUCAGCAUUACAUUGUCCUGAGCAUCAGAACUUAUGUAUAUAUGUAAGUAUAGAUGAGAAAUGCAUCUUUUCCACAGGAAAAAAACAGGUGGACUUUGAGGGAAUCACUGCUUUUAUGGAGGGGAAAAUGGCUGAAUAGAGGCUAAAUCCGUCAAUACAGCUGUUAAUAGCAAUAGCAUAGGGCAGGGGUGUCAAACUUAACCACAGCAAGGGCCAUAAUCUGGAUUUAGAUAACAUGGCACCCCAAACCAUCACAGACUGUGAAGGCGUCACACUAGACCACAAGCACAGUGGAUUCUGGGUCUCUCUGUAAUGAGAUGCGUGAUCAUUUGAUGGCAGUGUUUGUCUGUUUCAGCCUCAUCGAAAGAAGAAAUCAUUCAUAGAGAAGAAGAAGGCCGUGACCUUUCACCUCGUCCACAGAAGUCAGAGAGACCCUCUGGCUGCAGAUGAGAAAGCCCCUCAGCAUGUCCUCCUGCCUGCUGCUAAGGUACAAAGUCACUGUCCUCAAGGAUUUAGUUUGCUUUUCAUAAUACUUAUAUUAAAGGUAUUUAAAGGAUCCCAUGGAGUGUAAGAAAUGUCUUGAGUCCUCUUUUGUCUCUGUCAUAUCUAAAACCUUGGUAAACUCACCUUGCAGCCCCUUUAGCUUAACCCAGCUGUAGAUUUAUGACCCUGUAAUGAGCUUGAUUCUGUUCUUAAUGCUCCUCAGGUGGAUACAGAGAAGAGACGGGCCGAGCAGAGGGAGUACGGCGUCUUCUUUGAUGAUGACUACGAUUACCUGCAGCACCUGAAAGAGGCAUCAGCCGCGACUGAGUGGGUGGCAGCUCCAACCUCGCAAAUACGUGUACGCGAUGAUGAAGAAGAAGAAGAGGAGGAGGAAAAGGAGGACACAGACAAGGCUGUUCCUGUAAGUUAAUUCCAGAAGUUGAGCUUUACUUUUACUAUCCUGGAGAAGAAACUGUUUAGGACAUGGAACUCAGGGCGAUGACGAAAAGCUUUCACUCCUGGUACAAGCUUUUUAUGCCUCUGUCUCUUCAACUGAGGGGGUUUGAUGUCUGUUUUUUAAAACUCCUGUGAGGAACUCUUGGUUUUUGCUCAUCAAGUCUUUUCAUGUUCAAGUAGUGAUAUCUGAUUAAAAAAAACACUCACCCUGCUGGCUUUAUGCAGUCAAAUGUAUUAUUAACUGUGAAUAUUUUAUGUGUAAACUGUAAAAAAGGCUGUUUCUUUAGCUGCUCAGCUCAUGACUACCCCAUCUGCACCGGUUUCAGACAUUUAAAUUUAUGAUCUUAAAUUCAAAGAUCUUAUUAAUGAUGAUCUUGUAUGCUGCUUAUCAAUGACAUAAAAAAUUAAUAUGAAAUUUCAGUCUUUAAUAUACAAACAAAAAAGCAGAUUUCCAGGAUCAUUGGAGUGAUUUCUCUGUGGUUUUGGGGAGGGUCUAAAACACUCAGAUUUAAAGCUUUGGUCAGUUUGCUCACAGUCCACAUCAUUAAAAUCCUCAAACAGUUUAAGUACAAUAUGUUUCCAGGAUUUCUUAGUUCACAUGUAACUCGGGCUGUUUGUGGUGAAUCACCAAUGUGAUCACUAACGUCUUUGCUUUGUUAGAGUGUCGAUUAGAAAGAAAAGAUUAUGUGCAGGUUCUUUGUACUGUAAAUUAUGUGUCAACCACUUUUCUUCCCAGGUGUCAUUCAUAUUUGUUUGCACGAGUGAACAGAAUGUUAUGAAAUGAUUCCUGUUGUGUCUGAUGAACAGGCAUCCUCCAUCAAACUGCCCUCCUCAGUGUUCGCCUCCGAGUUUGAAGAGGAAGUUGGACUUCUGAAUAAAGCUGCUCCCAUCUCAGGUAAAAGCCAGUCCACACUUACAGAUUUUUAAAACCUUAAUGACAGUGCGAGAGAUGGCAGAUUUAGAAGUUUUGUAGUGUGAGGUGACAGACAAACAACACACUGAUGUAUUCACCAACAACCCAAACUCACACUCUCUGAAAGGGAAAUCUCACAACAUGACUUUAGAGUAAACAAACAUGGCGGACAACUGGCUGAGAGAAUUGACAGCAAUCCACCAAGUGUGUGCUUGACUGUCUUCAUGAUAAUCAGGAUCAAUAUGGGUUGUGACAUAUUCAUGAUUUCAGAUAGAUGUGGACACAACAUCCUCUUGAGCUGAAUAACAAGGCUGUAGGCUUGAUUGAAUUAAAUAAUGCAGCCUGGAGGGUGUAUGUAAUCGAAGAUUUUAUCAUCAGAUUUUUGGUAUUUUUCUCUCAGGACCUCGGCUGGAUAUGGACCCUGAUAUUGUGGCCGCCCUGGACGAAGAUUUUGACUUUGACGAUCCCGACAACAUACUGGAAGACGAUUUUAUCUUCAAAGCAAACAGCGCAAGCAGAGCAGUGGACGUAGGGUGAGUUCAUGUUGUCGUUGCAUUUACACGCUGAAUUGAAUGCAGUUAUUGAAAAAUCCACCUGUAACCCUUUGUCUUAAGGGCCUGUGUCCACUGAACGCAUUUUUAUGUGUGGGUGCUGGCUGGCAGCUCCUGUGACCUCAAUUUCAAUUUCAAUAUUUCUUGUCCAUCAUGUAUUUUGUCUGUGAACUUGUUAGUUCGGUGGGUAACUGUGUGGACUGAUAAUGGUUGGGGUUUGAAUUUUUUAGCUCUGCAGACUUAAACUAACAGAAAAGUCGAUUUUUGGAUGAAAUUCAUUCAUAACUGUCUAUGUCUGUUUAACUUUUGACAGAAGUGGCGAGGAGGAGGAUGAUGACGAUGAUGAUGAGUGGGAAGACACGGAUGAUGAGGGGGAUUUUGACUCUGAGGGCGGGUUUUCAGGUGAUGCAGACGUGGAGAAUGGAGGCCGGGACAGAGACUUCCUCUUUAUGGACGAGGAGACUAAGAGUCGGUUCACUGAGUACUCGAUGACGUCAUCCGUCAUGAGGAGAAACGAGCAGCUCACUCUGCUGGACGACCGCUUUGAAAAGGUGAAACAUCAACACUGUGACUUUUGUACUUUCUGACUCACAAUAAUGAAGCCUUAGUGGUAUUCACCAGACGUUUCUGGAGAGUCUCAGUUUCACUGUAGAUAGUAAGUUACACUGAGGCUUUAUUCAGGCCCACCUCAGUAGUAUGAACCUGGAAAAGAAACAGAUUUUCUCAUCAUUAAGAGGUCAAAGUUUACUGAAAUAACACAUUACAGUAAAAACUAAGGAGUCCAGCUUUCUCAGGCCUGUCUUCAAGAGGAGAAGAAAACAACUUUUAAAGUGUUUGCCUGUAGGAGAGAGGUCGGCGCUAUCAUUUCUGAUGCAUUCAAGGAAGUCAGGAAAUUGAAGUGCUUACUUUCUACCCCCAACUUUGCACUGAAAGUGUCUGAAUCCAGUUUUUGCUCCCCAUCCAGACAGUUUUUCCUGCAGACACGUGACAGGUCUCCAUUUCUCAAACUACAAACAAAAGCGUCCAAAAAGAAAAGUUGCAGUGCAAACUUUUUAAAGUAAAGAUUUUUGUCAGUUUGCAGGUCAUUUUAAGACUGUAUGUGGCUGAAAAUGAAGAGAAGAACAAGUAUCAAACUUAUUUAUUUAUGAAAAUCAUUCUUUUACAAGUGAUAUCCUGUUAAAGUUUUCCCUCCUUGUCGAGUGUUUCAAAUCAGUCAAGACUUUUUUUUUUGUCUUUGGUUUCAGUUUUACGAACAGUUUGACGAUGAUGAGAUCGGCGCUCUGGACAACGCUGAGCUGGAAGGUUUCAUCGAACCGGACAGCGCUCGCCUGGAAGAAAUAAUCAAGGACUACUUCAUCCAGAAAGAGAAAGAGUGAGGGCGUUUCAUCCUUCAUUAUCUUCAUCCCUCUCUUGUUUGGUUGAAAUACAGCAAAUCCUUAUUGACCUGGUGUCAGAUUUUGGUGCAUUUUUGUUAGGGAAUGAGUUUGAACCAACCCUGUUUCUAUGAUGUUGUGUUGUUUUUGGUUUUAGGUCUGUUAGGCCUGAGGAUCUGGGUCCGAAAGAACUCCCCGUCCUAAAAGAAGAGGAAGAUGAAGAGGAGGAAGAGGAGAUGGAGACUGUUGUUAUUGAAGCUCCAGAAGAGAAGUGGGACUGUGAAACCAUCAUCAGUGAGUUCGAUCUCGUGCAUUUCUCUGCUUUAACUCGCCUUCCCAGCCUAAAGGUGCAGCGCUUACUUUAAGACUCUACACUGUCUAUAAGCACUGAUGGACUCGCUGAUUAUUUUUACAUUUUCACGCUAAAAACGUAGAAUGAGGCUCCAUCUCUGUCGACCAACCAGAUUCCCCUUGUUUGUUUGGAGCAGCCAAAGAUCAACAUUUACCAAGAGAGUUAUCUGCCAGUCCCAAAAUGAAAGAAAUAACAGUCCUCUUUACCUGAAGUGGAGAAAAGGGCACAAUUAUUAACACUCCUUACUGACACAUAGGGACACUUGUUCACCAGACAUACUCUGACUGCUGUUGGGUACCAGGAUGAGACCCUCAGACCCACUGCAGACCAUAUGCUGGGCAACAGGUUCCUUCUGGUGAACGAUAAUGCCCGGUCUCAUGUGGCUGGAGUGAGAAAGCAGCUUUACUUCUGGAUGUCCAAAGCGUUGCUGAUGCUUUUGACUGGCCAACAACUCAUCCUGUGAUCUCUUUGACUUUGAGUUAGUCACUUAACUUCAGCUGAACUGAAGGUUAAAACGCAGAAUAAAGAUCUCUUUGCUUUUACUGGAAACAAAUAACUUUUUUAAAGGAGCCAAAGGUUAAGAUUUUACUGUUGUGAUAAAACUUAGCGGGUCAGUGUUUGACUCAUACAGUGAGUAAUAAAAAACAGUUUAAACACUCAGCUAUAAUUUCAGUUUGAUUUGUUACAAAGAGGAGCCUAAAGUGAGACAGUCCUUGUGUUUUACAGAGUUCGUGGUAAAUGCUUUACUUCAGCUUGGAUCAAAGAUAAAAGUCCGACACAUAACAGCCUUUAAAACGGCUGUAAUGUUUUACUUUGGUGAAAGACUAUAUAAAUGUGUUAUUUGUUUGUCGCUUGUUCUUUCCAGGCACAUAUUCCAACAUUUACAACAGACCCAAAAUCAUCAAGGAGCCUCCAAAGGUAGGAAAACACCCUUAGUUUUUCUUUUGCUUUCAGGUCUGAUUCAUCUGGACAGGUUUUAGUGUUUUAUGGUUUGUUUUUAGUUAUUUGUUUCUAUGUUUUUAAAUUAGUUUUUAAAAACAUUGAAACUAUAUUUUACUUUUAAUUCUGCCUUUAUUUUAUCCAUUUUGUUUUUUGAUUGUUUUUUUUAUCUUGUUGUUUUGUCUAGUUAUGUACAGCACUUUGUUCAGCUGUGGUUGUUUUAAAGUGCUUAACUAAUAAAGUUGAGUUGAGUUGAGGUUUACCACCACAGCUGACUCAUCAAAGGCUUUGUGAAUCUGAGAAAACAGGGACAAAUGACAUGCCAUCUUCUUCUUCUUGAAUAUUCCAGAGUUGAGAUAUAAACUGGAAGUGAGCAUGAAACUUUGUAAAACAUUGAGAUGUGCGUUCAUUUGGUGGAUGGAAACUCUGAAGAGUUUGUGGGAGAAUUCGAGGAGAUUUGAAACGGACUCCUUCAGGUUCAUGUUUCUUCCAGACGAAGCCGAUCCGUGUGUCCCAGAAGACGGGAAUCCCUCUCGACGUCCUUCCCACCAAAGGUCUGACUGCCAAACAGUCGGAGCGCAUGACCAGGAUCAACGACUCGGACCUGCCUCGAGUCUCCACCCAGCCCCGGGACAAGGAGGAGAGCAAGGAGGAGAGGAAGGCGAGAAAACAGGCUGUCAAGGAAGAACGCAAGGUGAGGAAAAAUAUAAACUGACAACAACAUACAGAGGAAAUAUAAUUUUUACUGACAUUUUUCAGUUUCUUAAGUGUUUGAGAAUUAGGUUUGUGAUAUUUUAUUAUAAAAUUUAUAUGAUAAAACAGUAAUUCUUUAUUCUUGCAAAAUUUCAACUUUCUUUCAAGCUUAGUCCUUGUUAUGACAGCCCUCAUAAGAACAUUUCUCUCUUGCCGCUAAAACUGUGACUUAUACUGAUUAUGUAACAACUUUAUUCUCACAUUUUUAUGACUUUAUUCUUUCUAUUUCAUUAAUCUUUUCAUGUAAUACGACGCUUCAGAUAUAAAAAAACAGUAAAAACAGCCUUGGAUGUGGCUCCUCUAUCAUUAUUCCCUCAUUUUAUUUGCUGUGUAAUAAUACAGAAUAUUGUGAGCUGUAAGAAAAGAGCUAAAAACUUGGUAAUCCUCUUUAUCAGGACGGUUCACGUGUGUUUUGAUCAUUCCUGAUCGACGGUGACCUGAUAACACCAACAAACAAUCUCACCUGUCAUCACAUUUUGGGUCCAAUCUUCCUAAAUCCUCUUUAAUAAUAAUCAGCUUUUUCUGCCUGAGCCUCGCACACUUCUAACCUGUGACAGGAGAGAGACCAAAACACAAAACCAGCAGUGUUUGUGUAAAUAAACGCUUUUAUUUCUGCUGGUAGGAGCCAAAGAGUUUCUGCUUCUUGUGAUCAGAGAAACCCAUUUAGGCAGCUUUAAUGUAAAGGUGAUUUUUGAAGUUAACUGGUGAUACUGUGCUUUUUUACUCGGACAUAAUCACCAAAAAAAAUUCCUAAAAAUAAGAUUAGUAUUGUGUUCUCAAACCAUGGUACUCCUCUGUAGUUUCUUCUUCAUCACGAACAAACGUAACGUUGUUUGUUUGUGUGCUCAUGGACCAUUCCUCUGCCCCCAAAACUCAUCGGAGCACAAAAUAUGGAUUAAUCUGCUGCUGAAAAUAGUCCAGAUGAAUGCUCUGCUCCCUCCUGGGAUCCCUUUUUUUUUUAAAUUAUUAAUUUAUUUGUAUUUUUAUGUUUCUAUCUCAUUCUUUUACAGAUUUUUUUGUCUUUUAGGAAAUAAGCCAGGAAUAGCAUCAUAUUUGUGUUUAAAAAGGUCUUAAAUUAACACUUGUAGAGAUGUCAGACUGUAAAAAAAACAAAAACAAAUGUGUUAAACAAAUACUAUCAGGCAUGAAGACAUUUUUUUUACCUCUGUGUUUGAACAGGAGAGGAGAUCGGAGAAGAAAGCAAACAAGAAGGCGUUCAAGGAGGAGAAAGCUCGGCAGGAGAAGCAGAUGUUGAACCUGAGGACAAACAUUCAGGGUCUGAAGCUUUAGCAUCUGACAGCCCGCACUGUCUGCACAGACUUCUUAUUGUUGUCAGAUCUCCAUCUGUGGAUGCUGAGAGGACAACAAGAACGACCACAAACAAAAGGACUGAUAGGUCCACAGAGGCAACACAAGAUAAAAUGUAUUCAAUGUAAAUAAAGCCAGAUGUUUGUCUGUGAGAUACCAGAUUAGGUUAUUGUGUUUCAACAGUCUAAAAUCUGGGACUACAGGAGGCUGGGUAUCAUACUGAUUACCUUCUUCACUGAUAUGGACUCACUCUUCCUUCAGGCUCCAUUUAAAGGGAGGGCCCUACCUACUGACAUGUUUCAAGGCUAAUAAAGCAACUUUUCACACCUUUGUCAUUUAAUCUGUGCAUCGAACUUCAAUCAGCCCAUGAGGGAUAGUAGUUUUCCUGUGUUUCAUCAAUGCGCUGUACCAGAUAAAUCAAACAAGAUGGAGUGUUACUGAUAUUUUGAAGAGAUGUCCCAAAGCGACUAAUUUUUGUAGAUUUCUGUUGUAAGAAUAUAAAUAUUUUUCAUCUCUCAAUUAGAAACACUUUUAAUGCAGUCUGAAUUGUGUUUUUAGUUUACUCUUGUUGUAGCGACUGAACACACUUGUAGGACGCCCUUUCAUACAAACAGAAAAACACUCUAGCAGAACAGGCUCUUAAAGCCUGUUCUGCAGGUCGUUCAUAGGUCGUCCGCAGCAGAAAAUAAGAUUAAAUGACGUUUGUCCCGAUGAGGCGUGGCACUGCCUUUUGAGUAAAAGGUAUUUAUCACAUGUAAUCGCAGGCGAGUCUGUUUGCAAGAGGUGAAAGUCCAGAAAAGGCCAUGUCAUAACCAGGAAGAGUAUUAAAGCUCUAAAAUGACUAAA